CGGAUGUUUAUAAGUGUUUGUUUCGUGGAUGGGAAGGUGAGCAGAUAUUAAAUCAGAUAUUUGGAAGAUCAGAUAGGAGAAUAAAAUAUUAUGAUCAGAAUCAGAUAACAUAUGUAGCCUUAAAUAACGAUCAGUCUUUAGAAUCUGGUCAAGAAUCCGAAAUUAAUCCCUUGGCACUUGCCACAACAAAAAGAACCUCAAGAUCUAAAAAAAAACUUAAAUACAAAUAUGGAGAAAUGGUAGUAGAAUGGAAACGCAAAUAUGAUAAGGACUUUAAUGAUAAUAUUUGUAGUGCAGG
Molecule: messenger RNA, 298 nt
Organism: Cetraspora pellucida
Lineage: Eukaryota; Fungi; Glomeromycota; Glomeromycetes; Diversisporales; Gigasporaceae
Source: the annotation of a GenBank genome assembly